Haliotis rufescens (red abalone) is the source of this 8343-nucleotide messenger RNA. Its product is annotated as cubilin-like. The transcript has 26 exons. The coding region runs from base 258 to 3434 and encodes 1058 amino acids. The record is from RefSeq and is a predicted model, not a curated record. Lineage: Eukaryota; Metazoa; Mollusca; Gastropoda; Lepetellida; Haliotidae.
AUUCUACAAAUGUAAUGUUCGCGUGAAAUCUCACACAUUUAGGUUCUCAGUAAAACCAAUACAAACAGGUCGUGUGAUACCGGUUCGGUUAUAUUUGCAUAUACUGUUUCAGCGAGCGCGCAUUCAGUCCUUAUAGCGACAAACUGACGUCACCACAGCGCUCACCUGCAAUAAAAGAUUUCGAAAGCAGAGGAGGACAAUAAAUAACGCAUGUGUCACAGAUCUAGUAUCGAGCCAGGAUAUACACAUAUGUCGCCAUGGACUGGAGUUACUGGAUGUGUAGCAUCACCUGUCUGAUGGUACAAGUAUAUAUCAGCCUCCACGCUACCGCAGCUACACAGUGUAAUCAGAAUCUAACCGCAGUGGUUGACAAGCAGCUUCUAACCUCACCAGGCUAUCCUAUCAAAUAUGACAAAUCACUGACCUGCUGGUGGCGUCUCAGUUCAUCCAACUCUACCCAGAAUGUCAUCCUGGAAACAGUGGACUUGAUGAUACAACCGUCCAGCGGCUGUGUUGACGAUUCCCUUAUCAUCUAUGACGGUGACUCCAACUCUGCCAACAAGCUACACACGUUAUGUGGAGACAGUCGUGUGUUUGUGACCUCAUCUGGACGGAACAUGUACCUUGAAUUUCGUUCCAACAGUAUUCUGGAGACAAGAGGCUUCCAGUUCCGAUACUACCAUGGAGACAAAGCAUCACCAUGCACGUUUACGUACACCGCAACACGUGAUAAGCAGGUUUUCAACACACCUGGAUACCCCGAUUCCUAUUUCAAUGCUUUAUCAUGUGAAUACUCAAUUCAAGCCUGGGAUGCGAAUCACAGACUGCAGGUGGACUUUACAGACACGGACAUUCAGUCAUCACAAACAUGUGGCUAUGAUAAAGUAACCGUAGCGGAUAUAGCUUCAGGAGGCGCAGUUCAAACACUAUCUACGAUCUGUGGCAGGCGGACUUCCAGCUAUCAAAGUGGAGGCAGCAGCAUGAAGAUCACAUUCACCUCGGAUGCGUCGAAGGUCAAUAAAGGAUUUUCCGCUCAAUACAAGAGUGUGCCGAGGGAAGACUGUUUACUAAGUCUACUGGCGACGGAUAUGGAUUCAUAUAUUCUGUCACCAGGGUACCCGACUCAAUACUAUAGGAACCUGAACUGCAGAUGGAAUAUCUUUGCUGCGGAUAACGAUGCUGUGAUCGAACUGGUUACUAUGACCUCCAACAUAUCCGACACUUCCCCAUCUUGCAGCGGUGACAGAGUGUCUGUGACGAACUCUAAUAAGACAGAACUUGGGACAUUCUGUGGAACAAACACACCUAGGUUUGAGAGUACAGGACCAAACAUGACUGUUGUUUUCACGACUGAUGGCACCAAUGAAGCACAAGGGUUUCUUUUGAAAUACAAGCAAAAAUCUGGUUCCAUACCAACCACAUGUGGAGGAUCGCUGACGGCGAUUGGUAAAAACAAGUAUCUGGGGUCCCCAGGAUACCCCAAAGAAAAUUUGGGGGCAUCAUCAUGCAGUUGGACUAUUACAGCAGACAAUGAAGCAUUUGUCCAAAUCAACCUUCUUGAUUUAGAUGUAGAGUUUGGCGGCGACAAUCUACCGGACACUCUCAAGAUAUAUAACGGAGCUUCUACUGCAAGUCCUCUUCUUGCAACAUGGCGUGGCCAAAUGAACGGUUACUGUUUACAAAGCUCUGGAAAUGUGAUGCAUAUUGUCUACCGAACUGAUGACUCCAACAACGGAAGAGGUUUCAACAUCAGCUACAGACAACCUUCAGACGUAAACGAUGGAGACUGCUUAAGCUAUGAUUUAGACGCUGCGUCUACUUAUUCCUACAUCACAUCGCCGAGAAACCCGCUUUCUUACCCGGGCAAUUCUGACCGCCCAACAUACCAUCUUUCCACUAACCAUCCCUAUCGAAUCAAACUCGAGGUACUGGUAUCAGAUCUCCCCGAAGCAGUAAAUGGCGAAUGUACACGAGACUACGUAACAGUGUAUGACGGGUUUCAAGCAACCUCGAUGCCACUAAAGUCCAUUAAUACCCAGAAAUCCCAGUUCUGUGGUAAGGAUGUGCCGACGUUUGUUAGCACCAGCUACGUGAUGUUAGUUGUAUUUCACACAGCAGCGACACCAACAAACACUGGCUUUCAGAUGAGAUACAAGAAAGGGCACUUUACCGACGAAUAUGUGCCUCCAUGUGGUGGGUCUCUGACUGCUACGGAUGCUGCCAAAAACGUUACAUCUCCAAACUACCCAAACAGUUACGACGGGGAAAUCCGUUGUCCUUGGACCAUAACAGCGUCAGAUAGCACCAAAAAUGUACGCCUCACUGGGACUGACUUUCAACUGCAUGCCACCCUCGAUGUUCAAUGUCAAUACCAGCCUAGUAAUCUGAGAAUUAGUGACGGAACAACUGAUGAGUCACCCAGUGCGUGGGAAUGUGGAAACCAGACCCUGAUACAACGUCAGAGUACAAGACACGUCAUGACGCUAUUGUUAAGGGCCGAUAGUACUUCAAGGUUCAGAGGAUUCAAUCUGCAAUACUUCCAAACAAGAGAACCACUGCCUUGUGAUUUUACAAUCGGCAUCACAGACAUAACCAGAUCCGGCAAAAUCGUAUUUCCAGGGAAUGUGGAGGGCUCCACUCAGAGCCGUUCCUGUUCGUGGUUGUUGAGAAGGGAGAAUGUCACGAAGGUGCUUGACAUACGUGUUAGAAAGGCUGACAUAAUUGCAUCAUCCAGCUGUACAGAUGACCAAAUAAUGGUUUAUGAUGGUAAUUCUAGAUCAAGUCCCCUCAUUUGGCGUUUUUGUGGUAUCGGCUUGCCAAGUUUUAGGAUGUCGGGAAGAGAUGUCCUCAUCACAUUCGUGGCUACAUCACAGCCGGUUACACGUACUUUUGAACUCUCGUAUCGAGAAGAUGACCUCUCUUUCUGGACUCGUAAGACCGCAUAUGCUGUGAGGAAGGAAAGCACCCUUACCUCUCCAAACUACCCAUUGAACUAUCAACGGAAAGCGGAAUAUUCCUGGGAUCUAUACACAGUCGACACUGGUAAAAACAUUGUCAUAAAAGUGGUGACGUCAGAUAUUGAGAUGUCAGAAGGUUGCGUCAACGACAGAGUUCAGGUGCAUGACGGUGCCUCUAAGAACGCCAAACUUCUUGGAAAGUGGUGUGGAACCGACACACCGACAUAUCGAAGUUCAAGGCAACACAUUGGCAUCUAUUUAAUCAGCAACGACAACGAAAUCGCCGGCAAAGGAUUCGAAAUCCAAUACUUUACACAUGAAAAAGAAGAUGACUCAAAUGUUGGAGCAAUCGUUGGAGGAGUGAUUGGUGCUUUGUUGGCUGUUUGCCUGAUUGGAGCUAUUGCAUUCAUCAUAAUUAAAAAGCCCUUUUCAAGAGGAGUCAGAAGGAACCCCAAAGCAUCUUAUGGUGUAAAAUGAAAUGAGUUUAUAGCGUUAAUCGCGAAAAAAUGUCAAGGCAUGUGAAAUCAUUUAGAUAUUUUACCUAUGAGCGCAACAUAAGAAGUUAUUAAAUAACAACAUAUAUGUUAUAUGUUCGUGAAAUACAAAAAUAUGUCCAUAUACAUAAAAAUAGUAACUAUCUUGUCCCAAUCAUUACAUGACUAAACAUUCUUCUGCUGUCCAUGAUCGAAUGACAUCCCCUGGUGCCAAUGAUGGGGUCGAUGAAUAAUUGUACAUAAUUUGCUUGGAUGGUUAUUUUUCCAUUCACAUGUAUAUAUUAGUAUAACAGUAUGGAAUCAAAGAUUGGGUUUAAUCAUUUCUUUUCAAUCUGGUUAGUUGGUUUGUUUGUUGUUUAACGCCGCACUCAGCAAUAUUCCAGCUAUAUGACGGCGGACUGUAAAUAAUCGAGUCUGGACCAGACAAUCCAGUGAUUGACAUCAUGAGCAUCGAUCCACGUAAUUGGGAUCGAUGACGUGCAUCAACCAAAUCAUUGAGCCUGACCACCUGAUCCUGUUAGUCACCUCUCUCAAAGUUGAAAUUGUUAAAUAGCUGUAUUAUGAAGUUAAGGGAUAUGGAAGCUCUGUAUAUAAUAAAACUCAUUUAAAUAUAUAACUGAAGUCGAUGUAGAUAAUUUUCGAAAUGAAGUGAGUAAGCGAAGUAAAUAGUCGAGUCUGGGCCAGGCAAGCUUGUGUUGGAUAACAUGAUCAGUGAUCCAAUAUGUCAAAUUUGUCUGUUAGUUGAUGCAGAACAUAUUGUAUUCAGAUGCUGACAGCAACGUAUCUUAAAUAGCAAUUCUUUUUCGCAUUUCAUACUGUUAAUUAUAUAUCCAUGUGAACUACGGCGUCGUUGCACUAUUCCAUGUAAACCGCCGGCCAAGAGAAAGUAUGCACCCAUUUUUAAUGGUGGCUUAACAAGAAAUGGUUAUUCAAUGGUGAUGUACAUGUAUUUAAUACGGAUGUCAAAGUUGUGUUUUGGACCUUACGUUUGCAGUGUAUCGGGCGACUGUUUUCAGCCUAGUAACAUUUUGAUAACGUUUGUAAUUUUGGUCAAAACAAAUUUUCAAGUGUAUACUUUCUUUUGCCCGUCAGUUUAGCUGCAACGUUCAUUGUAUAUUUCCAUUUGCUGACUGGAAAUGCGACGAAUGACCUUAUAUGAUCAUGAAUGCCCUUUCUCAUGCAACAUACAUUGUAACCAAAUGAUAUUGCAACAGCUGAUCUUCAGACAUCCGUUUGCAUAUAUAUAUGUCAAGGGAUUACCUUGUUUUUAUGAUCAUUUUUACGUGUUUGAAUGUAUAUUUACAUAUUAUAAGUGAUUUAAAUAACACCAUGCCAUAUUUUUUAUUUGCAAUUGUGUUGUACACAUGCCAUGCUUUUAUGAUAAAUAUUUAAUGUCAAUAUAGUAUUUAGUAGUUUAUGCAACAAUAACAUUCCUACUGCAUCUAUACUUUCGUAUUUGCCAUAUUAUCUUUCUUACUUUCAACCACAUGUGUCACAUAGAGUUACGUCCCUUCUUUACCUCAUUCCGUCGGGUCUUUACCUCAUUCCGUCGGGCACUAAACUUGUUUGUUUAUACAUUGCAGCUAGAGUUUCUUUUUUUUAUUUACCUUCAUGCCACAUGCAACAUGUACAUUACAAUUCACUAUGGCCUAAUAUUUCUUGGAUUCCUGUCUCUAUUAAUAAAUGCUUACACUGGAACAUUGUCCCAUAAUGCACAGCAUUUCCGCCCAGCCUCGUCUUCACAUUCCAUUGUUGUUUCACAUCGCCAUCUUGUCUAUACGUACGCUGCUAACACUUGAAAAAACCGUGACACAUGACUGAACAUUUUCUCGGUGAUCGUUAUCAGGCCAUCAAUCUAACUGCCCCACAGCUGACGCAAGCUGUCGGACGUACCAGCUAGUGCAUUCCGGCUACGAGCGAAGUCUGCUUAGUCUGCAUGACCUCGUUUUUUAGGUCACCAUGGAAGGGUCGUCAGGUCGGAGAGGCAAAACCCGCUCAACACGAAACAGCAGACAGAGGAAUGCGCCUACACAUCAAGACCGACAGGUCGACGUUUGGGAUACCGACCGACCAGAAAACUGGACAGCUGCCCAGUUGAAGGAUAAAUUGAAAGAACUUAGAGUAUGUGUUCCUGACAACAUGACUAAAAAGUUACUGUUACAAAUGUAUGUGCUCAACCAGCCAAAUCCAAGUGAUAGCCAAACACGAACCCCUCCACAACAACGAAUCCCGCAACGUGUAAGCAGACGACAACCAACAGCUACCAUUUCCAGAGCAGAAUCUGAUAACCAACAGGGGGAAGGAGGUGUGACUCCACAACGCAUAUCAGGAGAUACUCAGCAUGCUGACCUGAGUCUCAACAACUCGGACUAUGUGGUACACUCCAUGCCAACGCCUGGGACUUCUUCCAACAUUACCCCGCCUAACAGCCUACAUGAUGGCCCUAACUACACGAUCAGUGAGGUAGUCAAUGAGAUGAGACAACUCAGACAGAUGGUACAGAGCCUACAACCUUCUCCACCAGGUAAUAAUAUACCCGCAUCGGCUAGCAAUCCACCUGAUUUCUACAGAAACUCGAAUGCUCCGAUACAGGGCCAGCCUGUAGCAUCAGACACUUUACCCCACAUUGACAGUGUCAGCCCAGCCCUACGACGUCAAAUUGUGGAAGGUAAAGCCAUUAACCUAGCCUUGCUCCUGCGACCAUCGGCCGAAACAGGAGAAUAUCGAACUACACAAAUUGCAAGUGCAACAGGCGAGGACGACAGUGUGUCUAUUAGAGACGACCUACGACACAGGAGUCUAUCCUUAGGUGAAUUUAUUAAGGCUUUUGGAAUUUAUAAAGCAAUCUUCUGUGAAGCCUAUCCUCAACGCAGAGAAGAAAUGGACAGGUAUGAGAGAUUACUAGUUGACAUGGCAUCACACUAUCGAGGAACUCUCUUCUACGAGUAUCAUAGAAUGUUCGCAGCUAGAUCAGCAGCCUAUGUGUGCAAAGGUACUAUCAUCGACUGGAGUAUCUUGGACACUCGAAUUUACACCACUGUUACUUCAGGGCGUCGCACAAGGGCAUGUGGUAUAUGCCAUAGUUUGUCUCAUUCUACUGACACUUGCUUCAUGGCCGUUUCUCGUCCAGCAGAACGUGGACAAAGGUACACUCCUUACCAAUCAGAUCGUCCUAGAUACCAUAGAGAUCCGAACACCGAUUCCCAUGGCAGAAAUAGAGUGGUUUACAACGGUGUCGAGGUCUGCAACAAUUACAACGACCGAGGCUGUAGCCGAGACCCGUGCCUUUUUGCCCACCAGUGUAUCAUCUGUCGCCAAAGAGGACAUGGCAAACAAGAGUGUCCCAGAGACAAGGAGAGCCGGAAAAAACGUGACACAUGACUAUCACCAUCCACACCCAUUGACACCUGUAGAUUGGCAACAGACCUAACAGGCCAUCAGGACAAACAGUUUGUUCACUCUCUAAUCACCGGACUGACAGAGGGGUUCAAUCCUCUAUUUGACCCUGUACCUCGCACCUCCUUCGAAUGUGUUAACAAAUUUAGUGCCAGAAAACAACCGGACAUCGUCACAGAUCUAAUCGCAAAAGAGGUGGAUAAGGGGUAUGUUACCGGGCCAUGGUCUAAACCACCCUUUUCCUUGUUUAGAGUCAGCCCCCUUGGUGUAGCUGAGGGGAAAUAUAGCAAGAAGCAAAGACUUAUAUUGGAUUUGUCAGCUCCACAUAAUGCAGAACAGCCUAGCAUCAACCAAUUAAUAGACAAAGAUUCAUGUUCUUUAACAUAUGUGACUAUUGACCACGCCAUAAAUAUCAUCAAGAAAUGUGGACAAGGUGCAUGGUUAUGCAAAGUGGACAUUUCCGAUGCCUUCAAACAAAUCCCAAUCAAUCAAGACUUUUGGAAGUUUUUCGGCUUCAAAUGGAAGAAAAAAUACUACUUUUACACAAGAUUAGCAUUCGGUUGUAGGUCCAGUCCUUGCCUAUUCGAUAUGUUAUCUACAGCGUUAGCUUGGAUAGCUGAACACAAAUAUGGCAUCAAACACAUACUGUGGCUGUUGGAUGAUUUCUUAACCAUAGACCCUGUGGACUUUGAGGCAGAGCGUACCAUGGCACUAUUGUCACUUCUGUUCAACAGUCUGAAGGUACCGCUGGCUACGCACAAAACGGUCGGCCCUGUCCACGAACUGGAGUAUCUCGGCAUCAUUUUGGAUACGGUGAGAAUGGAGGCUCGAUUACCCGUCAACAACAUACACCGCAUAUGUGAAUUUAUCACAGGAUUCUUGAAAAAAUCUGCUUGCAAAAAACGAGAACUGCUUUCGUUAUUGGGACACCUAAAUUUUGCAUGCAAAGUGAUAGUGCCAGGACGCUCUUUCGUGGCUUUCUUGAUUCAACAAUCAAAGAAGGCAUCUGAGCUACAUCUAACAUCUACGCUGCUAACACUUGAAAACCCACCCACCUCCCUUACAACUUUACACUUUUGCUACACAUGGCUCAUGUACCAGACGCCGACAGCAAUCAAACCUUACAACUCUCAUUUUCCCUCUAUGCAUCUACUACUUGCCAUCCUCCUCCAUCCAACUUUCAACUACUUAAUUUGGGCACUCAUGGCAGCAGCCAGCACCAUCCAUCUUAUUGAUUAAUCAUUUCACAUUUUUCUUGUAACUACCUUUUACUUCGGGACUGUAUGCAGAUAUGGGCCUCAAAACAUUCUCCCCUGGAGAAACUGUUUUGGCCCCCCAAAAUUCACAAGUACCCGGCGCGCUACAGGGUAACCCUAGGACACAGUCCGGCGCGUUACCACUUGGCCCCAGGGUACCAUCUCACUUUUCCUGCAUACAGCCCCCCAUGUAUGCCAAACUCGUAUAUAUGUACAUCUUAAUAAAUCAUAAUUAUUUUA